Nicotiana tabacum (common tobacco) is the source of this 1614-nucleotide messenger RNA. Its product is annotated as arabinosyltransferase RRA3. The record is from RefSeq and is a predicted model, not a curated record. Lineage: Eukaryota; Viridiplantae; Streptophyta; Magnoliopsida; Solanales; Solanaceae. Gene Ontology annotation, biological process: root hair cell development. Gene Ontology annotation, molecular function: glycosyltransferase activity.
GGUGAUUCUCAAUUACAAACAACACUGUCCACUACUCCAUAUACAAUAAGUCUUUCCACUACUUGACUUUAAGCUUUGCUUUCUCUGUAUGAAAAUGGAGUUUCGUAGACUUUGAUUCAUUUCACGAAUCAAUCAAAAUUUGCAACUUUUUUGGGUCUUUUCAGCUAAAUAUAAUAAAUCCAAAUGGAGGGUCGUAGUGAAAAGUGCGAGCAAUGUGUAGGAAGAUCAAGAAUUGCUGCAGCAAUAGCAAUUGGUGUUGUUGUGGGACGUGUCUUUGCUUUCUUUUAUCCCUAUGGCUUCUUUUCUCCUGAUCCACAAGCUCAAACUCCGACUCUUUCUAAAUAUAAUGUUUUGGUUGAGUCGUGGUCAUAUGAAUCCACGGAGUGGAUAAACAUGUUGAGAUCAUACAUUAGGAAGUUAUCGGAGGAAAAUGCAGAGUUGCAGAAGCAGCUAAGAGAGCUAAAUGAAAAACUUCAGAUUGCCGAGGAGGGAAAAUGUCGUGUGCAUGAGCAGCUUGUCGUGUUAACUGAACCUAAAAAAGCUGGACCAUUUGGCAAAGUCAAGAGUAUGAGAGCUAACCCGCCUGUCCUUCCUGACGAAUCUGUGAACCCGAGACUAGCUAAGAUAUUGGCAGAGGUUGCAGUUGAGAAUGAGGUCAUAGUUGUACUUGCCAAUUCAAAUGUGAAAUCGAUGCUGGAAGUUUGGUUCACCAGUAUAAAAAGGGUGGGUAUUCCCAAUUAUCUGGUCGUCGCACUGGAUGAUGUGAUUGUGGAUUUCUGCAAGGAAAAUGCGGUCUCCGUUUACAAAAGAGAUCCUGAUGAGAGAGUUGAUUUUAUUGGCAAAACUGGAAGUAACCAAGCCGUGUCAGGACUAAAGUUCCGUAUUCUGAGAGAGUUCUUGCAGCUUGGUUACAGUGUCCUGCUUUCUGAUGUUGACAUUGUGUAUCUGCAAAAUCCAUUUGAUUAUCUAUACCGGGAUUCAGACGUGGAGGCCAUGUCAGAUGGGCACAAUAACAUAACAGCUUAUGGUUACAACGACAUUUUUGAUGAACCUGACAUGGGUUGGGGUCGAUACGCUCAUACAACGAGGAUAUGGGCUUAUAAUUCUGGUUUCUUUUAUAUCCGUCCAACGAUUCCUGCAAUAGAGCUCUUGGAUCGCGUUACUGAUAGGCUUACUGGGGAGCCAAAUUCUUGGGACCAGGCUGUUUUCAAUGAAGAGUUAGCCUUUCCAUCACAUCCUGGAUACAUUGGACUUUAUGCUUCCAGGAGAACAAUGGAUUUGUAUCUGUUCAUGAAUAGCAAGGUCCUAUUCAAAACUGUAGGAAAGGAUUCGAAACUGAAGAAGUUGAAGCCAGUUGUGGUUCAUAUAAACUAUCAUCCGGAUAAGCUUGACAGAAUGAAAGCAGUUGUUGAGUACUAUGUUAAUGGCAAACAUGAUGCUCUGGAUGUAUUUCCGGAUGGUUCUGAUUUCUGAAUAGUAGCUACUAAUUCCCACCUUUUGCUGGAUCAAUGUGUAAUGUCAACAUCCUAUCAUCCUGUAUUUUGCUUCUCUGUUCUAAAUAUGUCUCUUUGCCACACAGGUUCACUGAAUAAUAAUGCAAAUAGUAUUCUUAUC